AUGGGUGUCGAUCAACGUUUUGCGCCGAUAUCAAAGUGCAGCACGAACAGCCGAUCAACCCAGACAGUGGCGGCCGACCUAGACGGCACACUCUUGCUCUCGACAAGCGCUUUCCCCUAUUACUUGCUCGUCGCCUUAGAAGCCGGUAGCCUCAUUCGUGCAGUUCUUCUAUUAACGUUCGUCCCGAUAAUCUACUUUCUUUACCUAUUCGUCUCGAAAGCUCUCGGGAUACAAACCCUAAUCUUCAUCGCCUUCUCGGGCCUCAAAAUCCGUGAAAUCAAGCUCGCGGCCCGGUCUGUUCUGCCACGGUUUUACGCGGAGGACGUGAAUCCCGACACAUGGCGCGUUUUCAACUCGUUCGGUAGGAAGUGCGUGGUGACCGCGAGCCCUAGGAUCAUGGUGGAGCAUUUUUGUGAGAAGUAUUUGGGCGCGGAUAGGGUGCUCGGGACUGAGCUGGAGGAGACGGGCUCGGGCCGGGCCACGGGCUUCGUGAGGAAACCGGGCGUGCUCGUCGGGCCCAACAAGAGGAUGGAGGUCGUGAGGGAAUUCGGGCCAAGUUUGCCCGAUUUGGGCCUAGGGGAUCGGGAGACGGAUCAUGAGUUCAUGUCCAUAUGCAAGGAGGCAUAUAUGGUGCCUCGUACAAAAACGGCACCACUACCGAGGAACGAGCUCUUGUCCCCUAUAAUAUUCCACGAGGGCCGCUUAGUACAAAGACCCACACCUUUAAUUGCUCUCAUGACCUUCCUAUGGAUGCCACUUGGCAUUAUCUUGUCCAUCCUACGUGUCUACCUCAAUAUCCCCAUCCCCGUAAGUAUCGUACGCUACACGUACGCUGCCAUCGGAAUCAAGGUUAUCGUCCGAGGCACCCCUCCUCCGCCUCCCAAAUCCCGAAGCGGAGUUUUGUUUGUGUGCAACCACCGCACGAUUCUCGACCCGAUCCUCAUUUCAGUUGCGCUCGGCCGAAAAAUCAGCUGCGUGACUUAUAGCAUAAGCAGGUUCUCGGAGCUGAUAUCCCCGAUCAAGACGCUUGCCUUGUCCCGGGAGAGGGAGAAAGACGCGGCCGAAAUCCGGCGCCUGUUGACGGAGGGCGAUUUGGUCAUUUGCCCUGAGGGGACCACGUGCCGAGAGCCGUUUCUGCUGAGGUUCAGCGCGCUUUUCGCGGAGCUGAGCGACAGGAUUGUGCCGGUGGCGAUCGAGGUGAGGCAGGGGAUGUUUUACGGGACGACGACCCGCGGGCACAAGUUCCUCGACCCGUAUUUCGUGUUCAUGAACCCGAGGCCCACGUACGAGAUCACGUUUCUGGACCAGGUGCCGACUGAGAUGUCGGUCAAAGGGGGGAAAUCGCCCAUCGAGGUCGCGAAUUAUAUACAGAGGGCAAUGGCCGAGACUCUAGGGUUCGAGUGCACGAAUCUGACGAGGAAGAAUAAGUACGCGAUGAUGGCGGGGACUGACGGGGGGGUCGAAUCGAGGAAGGAGAAUGGGUGUGAGGAGAAAAAGGGAAUUUGA
Molecule: messenger RNA, 1506 nt
Organism: Striga asiatica
Lineage: Eukaryota; Viridiplantae; Streptophyta; Magnoliopsida; Lamiales; Orobanchaceae
Source: the annotation of a GenBank genome assembly